Molecule: messenger RNA, 537 nt
Organism: Colletotrichum destructivum
Lineage: Eukaryota; Fungi; Ascomycota; Sordariomycetes; Glomerellales; Glomerellaceae
Product: Putative cytidine and deoxycytidylate deaminase domain, cytidine deaminase
Exons: 1
Coding region: 1-537 (178 amino acids)
Molecular function (GO): catalytic activity
Source: RefSeq, a predicted model, not a curated record
AUGACAUCAGGGAUCGAUGACAUUCAACCCGCGCCGAUUGCGCCCGGCGAUCACACAGCAUAUCUCCAAUAUGCACUCUCGCUCGCGAAGCAAUCUCCGCCAAAGCCUUCCAACUACAGGGUUGGAGCCUUGCUCGUCAACCCCGCCAGCAACACAGUCGUCUCAACGGGUUACACUUUGGAGCUUCCCGGUAACACGCACGCUGAGCAAUGUUGCUUCAUGAAGCUAGCCGAGAAGCAUGAGGUGGCCGAGGAGGAUCUCAUCUCGGUGAUCAAGACGCCCUUAGUCCUUUACACCACCAUGGAGCCAUGCUCAGUCAGGCUCAGUGGAAACCUGCCUUGCACCAACAGGAUCCUCAAACUGCGAUCUUUCAUCAAGGCUGUUUACGUUGGCGUCCAAGAGCCGGAAAAGUUUGUCAAAGACAACACAGGGCGGGGUGCUCUCGAGAGAGCGGGUGUCGAUUUCGUUCACAUCAAGGGUUUGGAGGGCGAAAUACUGAAGGCCGCUACGGCUGGCCACGUCAAGAACCCGUCAUAG